AUGUCCGAUCCCACAGCCGUCAUUGCUCCCGCCCAAAUGCAAGCGGCAUCCUCAACGCCCUUUCAAGACAUGGUAGAAGACGAUGAUAUGAAUAGCGACGAAAAGCAAGCAUCUGUCGUGCUCGAUCGUGUGCGUUGCACUGUAGGACCGCUUACUUUGGUGAAAGAUAGACAAGCACAACAAGCCGAUGUAGAGAGUCAGAAGCGAUCUUCUUCAUGGAAGCCAUUUCUAGAAGACGGACCGAGGCGGAGUUUCUCAUAUGUAUUGAGACAUGAAGCGGAUAACAGUGCUGGAAUAAUUGACGGGGUCAAAGAUGAUCCCAACAAUUUGCCUUCACCUACGUCAACCUCGUCCAGUAACAGCAGCCUUCCUCGCCCUCGUUUCUCAUCUUUCGAGCUAGCUCGUUGGUUUCGGGAGCUUCAUCCUGAUGCACUUGGUGUGAAUACGACUGGAGCUUGGACUGAUGCGCAUUAUAAAGGGAAGCUGUUGUUGAGGAAAACGGCUUGGCACGUCUUGAAUCCGGAGUGUGAGUGCGAAUAUGGCUAUAGCGACACGUGGCAGAUGCGAAUAACGAACGAAAGGAUGAGAGACCUGCUUAUGAAGAGGAUUUCUAAUCCUAUCAUUUACUUGGGACCUUGCAUGUAUUAAGGGUACUAGGUUAAAGGUGUUCGUGUUACCGUUCGUUUUGCCUUCCUGAAGGGGGAAAGGCAUAACGAACGGGGUAAACGUACACCAAAAACCUACCUCUAAAUGUACUACCUUCUCUUAUACUGGAGUCAAUAGCUCUUGUUUCUUGAAGAGAGAACAUGAGUUCACCUACAACUGACCACGUGAAAAUGACCUAGAAAAUUGAGUGUGGAAGCAGUAACCCAAGCGCGCUUUGUUGCCUGUUCGUAACAACUGCUGGAUAGGACGCCGAGGCCUGCAGAGAGAACAGCGAAACAAAAGCAGAGCGAUAUAAAAAGUGAACGAGUCAAUCACCUCAGUUCCAACACGCUAACGCUAGCUAUGCCUAUAGCUCACCCUUCUUCAUAGCUCUAAUCCAUUGUCAGAGAUGUCACAGCGUGUCUUCGAAGUUUGCGGUUUAGAUGGAGAUGAUCUAAACUCAGUGAACUUAAACUAUUAUCCUCGUGGUGGGGGAGUCGGGUUUCAUGCGGAUGACGAGUUCCUCUUCGAUGGACUCAAUCGAGAUGCAUGCAUUGUGUCUUUGUCAUUGUGUGGGGCCAGUGGUAGUGAGGAGGAGGAGGAGGACAAAGGAGCAGGUGCAGGUGGCACUGCUCCACUAGACGAUGAAGGUGGUGGAAAAAAUGGUGGUGGAAAUAACCCAGAAAACAAGACACCAACGACUGGAAGUGAAGAAGAACAAGGUGGUUCUCGAAAAUUUCAAGUACGAUUGAAAAAGGCUUUCGCGGGUCGUGAUCCAAAAAUCCACGAAGUCGUUUUAAACCACGGAGAUUUGAUGACCAUGGAAGGACUCUUCCAGCUUUACUAUCUCCACUCAGUUUGGCCUGGUGACGAUACGGCGCAACAAGAUCAUCCUUUGACACAGGGGGAGCGCAUCAAUCUGACGUGGCGCAGGAUUACGAGACACUUGGAUGGCUCAGAGGAGUGUAAGCAGUUUAAGUGUCCACUGUCUGAAUCUUCCACAAAUGCUGAUGGAAAGUGAUACAAAUAUGAUGAACAAGAUGAACUCACUCAUGUUGAUCCGACGAAGUAGAAAGAGCACCAAUCACCAGAUUGCCAUGCUUUAUUUUCUCUCUGAUGCGAUUUGAUGUAUUGUAAGUCGCUGUUGUUGCUUUUUUCAAGAAAAAAACAAGAUGAAGAUGUUGAGACUGAUGUGAUGAAGGCCUCCUGCCGCAGUAUCUG
Amoebophrya sp. A25 is the source of this 1866-nucleotide messenger RNA. NCBI's taxonomy places the organism in Eukaryota, Dinophyceae, Syndiniales, Amoebophryaceae. The record is from the annotation of a GenBank genome assembly.